Molecule: messenger RNA, 1107 nt
Organism: Porites evermanni
Lineage: Eukaryota; Metazoa; Cnidaria; Anthozoa; Scleractinia; Poritidae
Source: the annotation of a GenBank genome assembly
AUGAAUUAUACAAACAACACUGUCCUGGUGGAAAACUCUGGCGCUGCUGUUUUAUCAUUCAUCACACCAGAGGUGAAGUUAACUCUUUAUUUUGUCAUCUUCUUUCUUGGAUUGUUUGGUAACGUGCUCGUGGUCGUGGUAGUUGUAGGAAAGAGGCGUACUCGUUCCUUUCAUAACAUUUUUAUCCUAAAUCUAGCGAUCUCGGACCUGAUACUUAUUCUAAUAUACUUUCCAAUGUACUUUGGCCACGCCAUUGGACAGUUCCACGCACCAAAGCUAUUCUGCCAGUUGAUAUGGCCUCUUAUCACAGUGGCAUAUUUGUCCAGCAUAUUUAAUAUCAUGUCAAUGGCUGUUCUUCGCUGUAAGGGGAUCAUAAAUCCGUAUACUUCAAGCAUCAGUCAGAGGUCAGUAUACAUCUACAUUGCCAUGCUAUGGAUUGUGGCGUAUAUUUGUGUGAUACCAGGGAUUGUGUAUGCUGAAGUCAAUCCUUAUAAUGGUAUGUGUUAUGAUGCCUGGCCAAACGUGCAGAGCAAGAGAGCUUUUACUCUGUUCAUGUUGACAAUACAGUAUAUCCUACCUUUAUGCAUCAUCGCCGUUGCCUAUGUUCUCAUUGGCCUGGAGCUCAGACAAUCGAAAUCCCGCAAACUAUCCGACCAGUCUAGAGCAUUUUCUAAAGCGAGAAGGCGUGAAGAUGCCCAAGUUGUGCGGGCCAUUGCAUCAAUUGUAGUCAUAUUUGCCGUGUGUAUGUUUCCAAAGCAUUUUGCAUCCUUAUAUUAUUACUUUGGAAAAAACAGCUCAAAGAAAGCGCAGAUCCUUUUCAGAAUGCUUAGUCUUUCCGAAGUGUUUGCUGUACUUCACAGUUGUUUAAAUCCACUGGUUUACGGAACAGUCAUGAAGCACUUUCGUGUUGAGUACAUAAAAUAUCUGAAAAAAAUGUUUUGCUGCCUGUGGAAGUCAGGUUCUGGAAGAAUCAUUGAUAUCACAAGAGUAAGUGGGAGUAAUUCGGUUGAUUCUGCAACUAGCGAGAAGUUCAUUCGAACAGUAAGAUCAGAUGUCGUCAUGUCCACGUUGAAUGCAACAGAGCUAAAAGAAUUACCAGUUUCCUGA